This is a messenger RNA of Vombatus ursinus (common wombat), 619 nucleotides long. It is a transcript of the gene SMKR1, whose product is annotated as small lysine rich protein 1. Bases 155 to 388 code for a protein of 77 amino acids. The record is from RefSeq and is a predicted model, not a curated record. NCBI's taxonomy places the organism in Eukaryota, Metazoa, Chordata, Mammalia, Diprotodontia, Vombatidae. The transcript has 4 exons.
UCAUCGUCUUUCCUGAACGAGCUAGCCAGGAGGAGAGAUGCAGUUGUUAACUUCUCAGGAGCAGAGUUGUUUCAAAUGCAGCGCGGGACGUGCGGUGGCUUGAAUUAUGAACUGACCCUGUGACCACCAGUUCAUCGGAAAGCAAGGCUUUGCCAUGCCACAAUCUGUCUUGAAUACUCCAGCAAAAAUGCCAGGUAAAGGCAAAAAGGGAAAAGGCCGGGGGAAGGGCCGGGGUGGGAAGAAAGCAAAAAAGCCUGAAGUGGACAUCCUUCAUCCAGCUGCUAUGCUGAACCUGUAUUACAUCGCCCACAAUGUCGCUGACUGCCUACAAUUACGUGGCUUCCGCUGGCCUGGUGCUGGCAAGAAAAAGAAAGGAAAGAAGGCUUAACAAUAAAUGGAUGGAUGAAUAGAUGCCUAUAGAGCAUAUCUUCAUAACCAUGAAUUGUAACUAUAAAUCAAAGUGUGCAGAGAAGGGAUGCAACUGAAAGAGACACAGAAGCAGAUUAGACCUUACUGAAAACACCCUGAAGUGGACAAUUACUGCAGCUCUUGGAGUUAAGGAUAAAAGAAUUGAACUAUCACUUAACACUUGCGCCCAAAUGAAAAAUUAAAAAAAAAA